AUGUGUCAUUUUUCUCGCUCUUCCUCGUCCUGCUUCCUGUUCCCGUUUUCGGUGCCACAGGUGGUCCUGGAACAUUUUGAUCACGACAAUGGUGAAGCCUCUAGGUUUACCGGGUGGUUGACUCUCGUGUCGUGCAUCGUUCAGCUCAUCGCUAUCCCGACCCUUUGCGGGGCUAGUGACGUCAUCGGCCGACGUGCGAUCCUCGCCGGCGCCCUGGCGCUCACCGCCGUGUCUUCGUGCUCCCUAGGGCUCGCCCCGAGCUCCAUCACAGUGGUGUCGUUGUGCCAGGUGGUGUCGGGCGUUGCGAACGCUAUCCUGCCCAUCAGCCAGGCGAUAAUUAUCGACCUUUCUCACUGGGGGGCGGCUGCUGGAGGCGGUGAAGUGACUCACGGCCUCGGACUGAUCGGCGCCGCGUUCGGUCUCGCGGUCAGCGUUGGCCCCGUUCUGGGGGGAUCUCUCACGGAGGACCACGCGGGCACGGCUUGCUGGCUGUCCGCGUCGAUGUCUGUGCUGGGCGUGCUCUCGCUCAAGUUUUUCGGGUGGGAGGAAACGGCGCCCGCAGCCACUCAAGGGACAGGGGGGGCUGCGGCGAACGCGAGAGCAGAAGGAGGAUGGAAAAAAUUCUGCGCUAGGGGCUCGUCGUCGAGAAUCGUGAACCCGUUUUUGGUUCUCAGGGUGUUCCUCGAGAGCAGCCAGCUGAUGCAGCUGGCUGUGGUACUUGCGUGCUUCUCCCUCUCCCUGAACGUGUUCAGCGUGUACUACAACUACUUCGACUUCCGGUACCACUGGAGCCCGCUAGACAUCAGCUUGUAUUUCUCGACGCUUGGGAUCUUGCUGGCGCUGACGUCGGGCCUUCUGAUCCGCUUUCUCGUGCCGAAGCGGUUGUCGAUGGGACGAGGCGUUCUGAUUGGUCUAGCGCUGCAGAGUUCAUCGACGACUCUGUUUGGCCUCGCCUCUCAGGGGUGGAUGUGUUAUGUCGUGUUGGUGGCAACCGUUCUGCAGUACAUCACGGAGCCGUGCAUCCAAGGCGUCAUGGCCAACCACGUCGGCGCAGACAGACAGGGGAGCUUGCAGGGAGCGGUGCAGUGCCUUCGGAAUGUUUCGCAGGGUCUCGCCGGCGUACUCUACGGGCAGAUAUUCUCGCUGGGCGUAUCGACCCGCGUCGAGAAGGCGUUGGGGUUCGUGCUGCCCGGCCUGCCUCUCUUCUGCUCGUCGGGGUGCGGCGCAACGGCGUUGGCGAUCGCGUGGUACGCCCUACGCAAGGCAGGCGAGACUGGCUCGGCGGACCCCAAAUCGACGGCCAACCCGUCGGACGUCGAGGCCGAGGAGGGCGGGAUGAUGGCCUCCAACACCGUCGAUGUCACCGACUCAUCAACGGCAACCCCGGCAGAGGACAGCAGCAGCGAUGGUGGCCGAUCUCGAAAGGAAGCUCCGGCAGCGAGUCCGACCGCGCUGAUGCAGCCGGCUUCCCGGAUGACAGGCCUCGGGGACAAGGAGGACACGAUGUCGGAUAUGUCGGAGCCCCUCCUGCCGCGCGGCGAUCGGUUUGACAGCCGCUCUUCGUCUUGACGGCAGCAAUCAUACAUGCGCACGUUCCGGUGCGUGGGUUUGGCGUCUUAAGUAGACUCGUCAGUUAAAGAGCCAAAAUUGUCGGCACGAUUAUAUGUACGGCGUGGUUGAGUUCCACCACCGCGGGUGAAUUGGGGAUGUUGCCGUCACCGUCAACCGUCGGUACCUCGCGCGCGUUGGUGGAUGGAUGGGCUGUUCAUCGAUGGGCCUACAAAAGGUUCGCUUGUUUUUUCUCUGUGGCUAUGUGUCUGACGUGUAAGAAGCUUGUGCUUCUGGUAUUUUUUUUUAAUGUAAAGGUGUUGUUAAGUGUGUUUGGGUUGUAGAUCACAAGAUAUGUUGAUUACACGGCGUGUAGGGUGUGUGUUGGUAUUGAGCGUGCUUCCAUGUGCAUCAAUGUGCAAGCGUUACGUUGUGUAUUACACAUCGUUGUAUGAAAGGGGAUAGGCAUGGAUGUUCCAGGUACAUGAGCAGUUUUGCUAGUUGGCAUUGACUUCCUGUAUAUUGUAGUAGAUCCAGUAAUAGUCAAAUUGCUGUCCUGCUUUACCACCGUCGUUGAGCUUUGUGUCCAGACUUUGAUAUGAGUGACAGAUGAUAUUCGGUCACCUAUAGUCUAUGAGCACUUGCCCCUCAACGCUUGCCUCAGUUCACACGCAAUAAUACAGUUAUCAACAGCGGCAUCAUGCCGUUUUUGCAUGGCUCUUUAUGCCAGUAAGGGGUGCGUGAGACAAUAUCUGAUACAUGUACGGAGGGUGAGAGAUGAGGGGUAGAGAGAUCGGGCCGGGCCGGAGAGAGUCAGUCUGCGAGAGGCCUAUGCCCUUGCGGUGGUAUCGCGUGCAGGCGUGUCGCUUUUAGUGAAGAGCGUGGUAUCGCAGACGACAUGUUAUUGCGUGGACGUAAGAGGUACAAACCUAUCCUACAUGGUUACACGUAUGCAAAGCGCGUGUUUUUUGCCGCUCGUGGUGGUGUGCAAUCCGCGCCGGGUUAUUUUUUUUGCCAACCGCUGAGCUCUGAGGGAAGCUAAACUUGUUAGAUACCGGUGGUCGUUGUGCUACGGCGAAGAAAAGUUACCUAUCUUGCGAAGGAAAGCUGCGCAUCUUGGGUCUCCCUCAUCGGAUGCAUGUUUUUUUCUGUCCGUGUUACCUACUUGCUUAGUCCUGUUGACCGAUCGGGGUCUCAAAAGCUGGUAUCAGCCCACGCUGCGAACCUUGGGGAAACCACCAGCGGGUAGUGCUGUGUACAGUAGCUGAGAUGAUUUGAAGACCUCCCACUGCUUUUGUCUGAGCAACUAUGGCUUGCUUUGGCGCGAUGCCCGUGAUGAGGGUGGGAGCAAGUUGACCUGUUGUCAAGGGUCCUUUUCUAAAAGCUCAUCAUCAAACUACGUACCCCCCGUCCUGCGCGCGCUCUGAUUCUACUGCUGUUGCUGCCACCCUGUGCUUCUGUUGGACCUGUUCUUCUUGCUCGGGAAUCUCGCAGAUGAACCACAAGCAGUUCUGUAUGGCCCAGAUGCAGCAAUCCUCCUGCACACAAUGCUUUUUACGCGAGGGCCGGCCUGUUUUUGGGUAGUAUGUAAAAUAUGAACAAAACUCAAGAAAAGGUUGAGAUAUCUUGCUGGUUGCAUUCGAGGAUCAAUGUGAACGGAUCCGUUACAUUUUACCUACAGUAUGCCGGACAACAUGACGAGGUGCAACUCACCGCCACGCUGGCUCAGCGUGGCGGUGAGGAUGCACAGACGGUGGUAGUGGCGAGAGGUGUGUAUGGACACUCUGUUCCCGCGGCAGUAAUGCAAAGCGGCAAACUGCACCUGGCAACCACCGUCGCGGAAAGCGUGGCCCACGAAGCUGGAGGAGUAGAGAGAUUCGUAAACACCACGUCAGUAAGCACCGCUCGCGGGAGAAGGGAGACGACCGCGGGCACCGCGGGGAGGGAGUGCUGCACCCUCCUCGUCAAAACACCACAGGCAAGAACCGAGCUCUGCAGAGAUGGAUUGAUGCGAGGAAACUCGCCGCUCGGAA
Messenger RNA from Ectocarpus sp. CCAP 1310/34, 3581 nucleotides. NCBI's taxonomy places the organism in Eukaryota, Phaeophyceae, Ectocarpales, Ectocarpaceae. The record is from the annotation of a GenBank genome assembly.